Centrocercus urophasianus (Greater sage-grouse) is the source of this 6413-nucleotide messenger RNA. It is a transcript of the gene ZDHHC14, whose product is annotated as zinc finger DHHC-type palmitoyltransferase 14. The transcript has 9 exons. Gene Ontology annotation, molecular function: protein-cysteine S-palmitoyltransferase activity. Gene Ontology annotation, biological process: protein targeting to membrane; peptidyl-L-cysteine S-palmitoylation. The coding region runs from base 295 to 1395 and encodes 366 amino acids. Lineage: Eukaryota; Metazoa; Chordata; Aves; Galliformes; Phasianidae. Gene Ontology annotation, cellular component: Golgi apparatus; endoplasmic reticulum. The record is from RefSeq and is a predicted model, not a curated record.
UUCUUUUUGGUCUCGUUUUGUCAAAAUUUGCUUUACAAAGGAUUCCCCUACAUGAUGGUUUUGUAACUGGUGGAGGAAGGAAGGACCCCUUGGAAGCGUUUGUGAUAUGACAUCUUUGGUAACUGAAGAAUUAACCCGUGUGUGCAUAGUGCCCCUAUUGCUGCUGUGGUAGCAGAACUCUUUUUUUUUAAGUGGGACUGGAGGAGAGUGCUGCCUCGGUCAGCAGGAGCUUUGCACAGAUUUGUAUCGCGUGUACUUCUUGGUGGGGUUCUCCCCACACAGUACUCUCUCUUGAUGACACCUGGAGGUGGCAGUGGGCCCAUGAAAGACUGCGAAUACAGCCAGAUCAGCACACACAGCUCUUCAUCUCCCAUGGAGUCUCCCCAUAAGAAAAAGAAGACAGCUCCCAAGAGAAAAUGGGAGGUUUUUCCUGGAAGGAACAAAUUCUUCUGCAAUGGGAGGAUCAUGAUGGCUCGGCAGACCGGAGUCUUCUACCUGACUCUUGUGCUCAUCCUGGUCACCAGCGGGCUGUUCUUUGCAUUUGACUGUCCAUAUUUAUCAGAGAAGAUUACACCUGCUAUACCUGCAAUUGGUGGGAUACUUUUCUUUUUCGUGAUGGGGACCCUGCUGCGUACUAGUUUCAGUGAUCCUGGUGUCCUCCCCCGUGCAACACCAGAUGAAGCAGCAGAUCUAGAGAGACAAAUAGGUAACACUGAAGAUAUUGCAAAUGGCUCCAGUUCAGGAGGAUACCGCCCCCCUCCCAGAACAAAAGAAGUGAUCAUCAAUGGACAGACAGUGAAACUAAAAUACUGUUUUACUUGCAAGAUUUUCCGCCCACCUCGUGCCUCACAUUGCAGCCUUUGCGAUAACUGCGUAGAACGGUUUGAUCACCACUGUCCCUGGGUAGGCAACUGUGUGGGGAAAAGAAACUACAGAUUUUUUUAUAUGUUUAUUUUAUCUCUGUCCUUUCUGACAGUCUUUAUAUUUGCAUUCGUUAUCACCCACGUCAUUCUUCGUUCUCAACAAGCAGGGUUCCUCAAUGCCCUGAAGGACAGUCCUGCAAGUGUGCUGGAAGCUGUGGUGUGCUUUUUCUCCGUAUGGUCCAUUGUGGGCCUCUCAGGUUUUCACACAUAUUUGAUCAGCUCCAAUCAAACAACAAAUGAAGAUAUUAAAGGAUCAUGGUCAAAUAAAAGAGGUAAAGAGAACUAUAAUCCAUACAGUUAUGGCAACAUCUUUACUAAUUGCUGUGCUGCACUCUGUGGGCCCCUCUCUCCAAGCUUAAUUGACAGAAGAGGAUUUAUACAACCAGAUACGCCACAAUUAGCAGGACCAUCAAAUGGCAUUACUAUGUAUGGGGCCACACAAUCUCAGAGCAACAUGCAAUUACUAUCGUAAUGGAAGAUAAGAUUUCCAGUGCCAAGAAGAAGAGAAUAACUCAGAGAUCUUUUUCCAAAGGCAAGCAUCUUACCUAUGUGCCUGUUUUUGAGUUGUUUUCCACAUAUCUUGAAUUUUAAGAUUUUGUCAAAGAAGCCGUGAGUUAUGUACUCUGCCAACAAAGAGAAGGCCACAACGCCUUCCAAUGUAACUCUUUCCAAACAAAUUAGUUCCAGCAUUGCUAAUAAACUGAUAUAAAAUUAUUGCUCCAGUUCCUAUGCUUUUUCUACUUAUUAAGUGAAGGAUUCAUUGUUUUCCUUUAUGAAGAAGUGUAUUAGAAUCAUAGUCUGAAUUCUUUGUGAGAUUCAGUUGUACAGAACAAGGUAGUGCUCUGUGGAAAUUUCACUCAAAAAAAUUUAACCCUUAAAAGGAGUUGUUGUCACAGGAGGGUAAAGAAAGCAAAACUCAAGAUAGCCCAAGUUCUUUCAGGGACUGCCUGAACUUUCUGACUUUGUGAAGGUGUUUCUUAUUUAUGAUCAUAAGCCCUGAAUAGGUUCUUUGCAUUAAACUUUGUUAACCUUAUAGGAAUUGAAGUCACGUUGUAAGAAGGCAUUGUAUGAGUUAUUAAUGAGCAAAUCUUGUACCAGUUUGAUUGAAGAUUGGCCAAAUUUGUCUGCAGAAAUGGAGAUACCUGUUACACUAUUACUUUUAAGUCAAGCAGGUAGCUGUUAUGAUUUUAGAGUGUAAUACUUGUAAAUACACAAGUGCAUUUCUUCAAGGAUUUGAACUCCUUACGUCCUAGGACAUUGCAUUAUCUGAGCCAGGACAGGUUUAGGUUCUUCAACAGUUACCAAAGUAACUUUGAAAUGUACAGCUUUCAUUCCUGAAAACGAUCUCACAGAAGAAGUUUUAAAUAUGUAUUGGGGUCAUAUUGUAUAUGGAGGAAUCUCUUUGAGACACUGAUGCCAUUUUAUCUCAGGGUAUUAUUCCUGGUCUGUAUCCAAGACCGGUUGGAUUCUAGUGGCAGCUGGCUGUUAGCAUUACAAUUCCUCUAGUGUACUGCUGCAAGCUUUUAAAGAUCUGCUUAGUUUCCUUGUCUCUCUAGCACUGUGUUCUCUUCCCUAUUCAUAAUCUUCUUUCCUGAAUUGUUUGGGGUAUAGGAAAUUAUAAACUCAUUUCCUACCUGCAGCAGUGCAGUGAGAUACAACUUCUUAAUUGUUCUUGUUUAAUGCUUUGCUUUUACUGCGUUCUAAGGUAGUAGACCUUGAACCUCUUUGUUCUUCUCUCUCCUAUUUCUUAUCUCACAAAGCAUCAAACAACAAAACUAAUUUUCCUAAUUCAAAGAUCUCAUCUGCGUAUCGGACUCUUUAAAAUAAAUUCUGAUUCACCUUACUACUUGCUUAGUUGCCUUCAGCCAUUCUACUUGGCUUCAAGAUUUCCCAUUGCUACUUAAAUAUGACUGGAUUAAUCAAGUAAAAUGUCAUCAUUCUGUUUAAAAUUUUUCCCAUGAAGUGACUUGUAAUGCUUUUCCCAGCUUUCCAUAACCAGUCUCUCUCAUCCCAGUAUACAAUCUUAGUUUCUUCAGAAGUUUGGGGGCAGCAGUGCUGGGAAUGCCAACCAUUCACUUGGUCUCCCAAAAAAGACUGCUGUAGUUCUUUUGAAUGAAAGGCAGUGUAUUUCACUUUAUGGUAGAGGAUAAACAAGGGACAUGACAUUCAAUUUAUUUUAGAGAAGGAAUCGCUACAAAAUUCUCUAGAAUUCCUUUUACUCAGAGUUCAGAAGUGGAUGUCAGAAUUUCCUUUGGAGAUUGAAGUUUUCAGUAGUUGACUGGCUCAAGCCCAACACUGCAGUGGAUGUGGAACUGGAGAAGGAAAAUCUUUGUGGAAGAAAAGUUUUUCUUUUUAACACUUGCUGACAAAGAUUAGGCAAUACAUGUAAUAUUAUUCUGCCUUCCCUUCUGAAAUGUUGCAUAUCUCUUGGAAGUAAAGGCAGAGACCUACAGUGAAAAAUGUGUUCUUAGAGCUGAGGCUGGAAGGUCUCAAAGAAGUGUUUUGAAGGGUGUAUAUCUGAAACUUCAGCUUGUAUUAGUAUACAUUCAGAAAAGGAGAAAUAAAGUGAUAUUCCUUGACUUAAAAUUUAAAUCACCAGGGGUAAUUACGCUAUGUUAGCAAGUUGACUGGCUGUAGGAAAUCAGUUAUCAGAAGUCCAAAGUGUAUUCUAGUACAGUUUUAUAGCAAGACUCCUUUAAUUUUUUUUAAGAAUACAUUGCCUCUUAUGUCUAUAUUGAAUCUCAAGUUCUAGAUAUUGUCUGCAAUAUAACAAUAUUAUCCGCAAUAUACAAUCCACAGAAUGUGCUAGAAUGUCUCUUGCCAAUUGAUAUUAAAGAAAAAAUUUAAUGAGUGUUUUCUGUCACGCUUUUACUCUCUUUUCCCUCAUUCCAUUCUCUCCCUCAAAUCUUUUACCCAUUGACUUUUGGCCCUUUGUAAGUAGAAUUAUUUUGCCUCAUCCAAAUAGCCUCUGGUCAUUUUAAAAAUCUUUUUGAUACUUCAUGUUCUUUUUUGCUUGUAUUCAUUCUAAUGUAUCUCCUAGCACAGGUCAUUGUUUCUGCAUUUAAGUUUAAAAAAAAAAAAAAACCAACAAAUAUCAAUCUACAUUUAAGCUUGCAAGACACUAGUUUUCAAUGCAAUACCUUAUCUCUUAUUCAGGAUACCAUCUGUGGGGUGCUGUUUUUGUAUUUAAAUUUUUUUUUGUGAUAAUUUUUGCCUUUGAGACAUGGAAUAUUUCAUAUAAGAUCUGUUCUGGUUUUUUUAUUGAUUUUAUUUGGCACGACCUCAGAAAGUUGGGGUUUGUUAAAAAAGUUUGUUGUUAUCAGUGCUUCAAAGGCCCGUACUACUAUUUCUUUUAAUUUUAUUUUUUAGGUCUUUAUAUAAAAAGAGCUUUUUCUCCUGUUCUGUCCUUACUGGUUGCCUUAUGUUAGUAAGAUUUGAAGCUGUAAUCACUUUUCUGAAGGUCAGUACCACAUAUAAUUUUAUUUUCUGAAACAUUCCUAGUGCUUUUGAUCUCUUUUUCAAUAUAAUUUUAAAUUCAUUAGCCAACUUCUUAAUAUUCUUAUCCACAUGACAGGCAUGGUUGCUUGGAGCUAACGAUGUGUAGAUCUAAUAUUUCCAUAGUAUUUCCCUAUUAGCAUUUUAUUGCUAAUUAUUUUUACAAGAUCUUCAUUAGUUUCAUUGCCCAAGUAUUUCUCUUCUCAUUCUAAAGAAGUGGAGGUUGUGUGAAAUGCAGCAUUUUAACCAUUAUGAAAUCAUUUCUUUGUAAGGUUUGCUUUCUUGUUACUAUGGAAAAGUUCUUAAUUCUUAAACCCAUCAGCUACUAUUACCUGAAUCUGCUCUUCUGCAGUAUUUAGCUUUAUCAUAAAAGCCUGAGUUGAUUCUUGGGUUUUAAUUCAGGGUCUUUUCCUUUUUAGUAGUCCGUUGUAAAGAAAUACAGAAUCCAUCUCACUCUAUGCACUUUUUUUUUUCCUUAAAGAGGAACUUGCUGUGUUUAUUUUUACUGUAUGUCUUCAGAAAUUCUCUAGUGCCUUAUUGAAGUGCUGCAUUUUACUUCUGUCUGCCUUUGUACCAGGACAGGUUCAUUUUAUGAAGAAAUUCACUUACUAUCCAGCAUUAUAGGUAUCUCUCUAUCAGUGCUCAGGUUAUCCAGUGCUUGUUAUCCAGACUCCCUUAUAUUCCAUUCCCCGUUUCCUCAGUGCAAGUUCAGUAGUUAAAGGGUUUAUUUUCUCUUUUAUUCUAUUACAGUGCAUGUGAAACUUAAGAUUAACUUAAGAAACAUGCAGCAAGUUCCCUCUUGAAUGUUCACAGCAGUAUUUCUACUACUGUUUUGCAAAAAGGAUUCCAGCUGAUCCAGGGAAUGUUUACUCUGACUUGUCCCAUUGUUCUUUCCCCUUUGAUUUUCGUAUUCUCAUUAUUAGAGGUAAAUAUUUCUACAAUGACAAUACGAAGAUCAGCAAGGAUUGGGGCCCCACUUUGCUCAGAGUUUUACAGAUGUGUUCCCUGUAGUACAGUGAUUUUUUAUGGCCUCAGACAGAACUUGGGGAUCUUACCUAGUCAGCGUUUACUGCAGCCAAGCAGAGCAGUAUCAGAGUGCACAGACAAGACUUCUUUCAGAGGUUUUGCUCCUGGACUUCCCCCACUAAGUUCUAAGCAUUCCUGAGCAUUCAGUCCACAAGAAGAAGCUGUCAACUAGUCUUGAAGUAAAAUCCCUGGAAGACUGAAGUAGCUGACCCUUUAUGUCUGAGCUGCUUCUCUCCACUGACCACUCUGUUGCACUGCACUUCUUGUUAGUCAAGCUGUCCAUUGUCUGCUGUGCUCGUGGCUCGGCUGCUGGACAUACCAUGAUGCUGGCUGUGGAAUUCUACAGCCCUUGUGAACAGUUACACAGCUCCAUCUCUCCACUUUUGCUCAUCUGUUUUAUCUAUUUAGUAUGAUAUUUCAGCAUCUUUUCUGUUACUGCCUAGCACUGUCAUUCAGUGUUGCCAGAUGUCUGAACUUUCUGUUUGUACUUCAUUCAGAGAUGAUGCUCAGAUAAUUCAACCUAUUUUUCCUUCAUCUUUGAGGACUGAAAAAUUCUUUAAUGUUACCAGCAUUAGAACAAUUUCAACCCAGUUAAUUUUAAAUUCAAAGUAAUUUAUCUCCACAUUGGCAUUAGAAAUGCAAAAACAACACUGCCAUGUACAAGAGCUUCGUUAACAUGUGUUUUAUGUAGCUUAGGGAAAAAGCUGAUUUUCUAGAGAAAAUUAAGACUAUUGUUUCAGGCAGUUGUUUGUAUUUAUUUGUGAAAUAAACUCACUUUUAGAUUGCGUCUAAUUUGCUUUGGUUAGUGCUUUUAAUGUAAAAAAUAAAGUGAUGGCUGAAAUUUUCAUGGGUAUAUAUAUUGAAAUUCUGUACUUGUAGAAUUUAUUAAACGUCUUACCUUUGGAAUAUGCUGUUCUUCUGAAACAGUGGAAAUCGCAAGUAGAAAAUAAAAUCAGUAGUCUGAAGUAA